Molecule: messenger RNA, 5012 nt
Organism: Misgurnus anguillicaudatus (oriental weatherfish)
Lineage: Eukaryota; Metazoa; Chordata; Actinopteri; Cypriniformes; Cobitidae
Gene: syt11b
Product: synaptotagmin XIb
Biological process (GO): vesicle fusion; calcium ion-regulated exocytosis of neurotransmitter
Cellular component (GO): axon; plasma membrane; exocytic vesicle
Molecular function (GO): SNARE binding; calcium-dependent phospholipid binding; phosphatidylserine binding
Source: RefSeq, a predicted model, not a curated record
UCGUUGCGCUCAGCAUCCCACGACGGCCUGAAAAGCAACGUACGGAUCAGACACGAGCGAUCACAUCAUGUAGGCUGCUGGUGUAGUCAUGAAACAGCUAAACUACUUCAGAUAAACGAAUAUAAUCGAAUCAAUUGUUUAUUUUGCUAAUAUUCUGAUCGGAGCGCGCCCAUCCCUCAAAAUGGCUGAGAUCACCGAAAUACGAGCAGCGUACGAUAUGUCUCCGGUUCUGGCCGGGUUCAUUGGUGCUGGCGUGUUGGUCGUUGCUGUCAUUGCUUUAAUCUUUUUGUGGAGUUGCUGUCAGAAACAUUACAACAGGACGAACUACAAGCUCCACGGCAUCCAAUCGGAACAUGGUGACCUUCUAACAGACCCUCCGUACAAGUUUAUUCACAUGCUGAAAGGAAUGAGCAUCUACCCCGACACGCUAACCAGCAACAACAGGAUCAUACGGUUGGCUCGGCAAGCCAGGCCUCACACCACUGACGGGGAUCCGAUCAGCAGUGGCCACCCGGCGGUGUUGGUAGAUAUGGAUUUAGGAGCAGAAGGCGGCCUGAUGGGAGAGAAAGAGAUGCAGAUGAGACUCGGGGAAGGUGCCAGUGAGGUUCCCAGGCUGGAGAGAGAACUUCCAGUGUCUGCCGAUUACUGCUGUCUGGAUAGCAGUUCUGCAAGCAGCAGUCAGACCUCCAGUACCACUGUUUCCAGUACAGCCACACCCUUUACCCCUAGUGAUGAGCCUAGGCGCGGGGAUCUUAGCAUUGCCGUCGACUAUAACUUCCCAAAGAAGGCCUUAGUGGUCACCAUCCUGGAGGCUCGGGGAUUACCGCCGGUGGAAGGCCAAUCGGGCAGCGCUGACCCUUAUGUAAAGAUGACAAUUCUACCGGAGAAGAAACAUCGAGUGAAGACCCGUGUGCUGAGGAAGACUCUGGAACCCGCGUUUGACGAGACCUUCACGUUUUAUGGCGUGCCGUACAGCUCACUGUCAGAUCUAACAUUGCACUUCCUGGUUCUGAGCUUUGACCGGUUCUCACGAGACGACGUGAUUGGAGAGGCGAUGAUCCCGCUGGCAGGAGUGGAUCCCAGUACGGGACGUGUUCAUAUCACUCAGCAGAUCACUAAGCGAAACAUGCAGUGUGAAAGUCGUGGAGAGCUUCUGGUCUCUCUUUCCUAUCAGCCCGUCUCUCACAGACUCAGUGUGGUGGUGUUAAAAGCAAAACAUCUUCCAAAAGUGGACAUCACUGGUCUGUCUGGCAAUCCCUACGUGAAGCUGAACGUCUUCUAUGGCCACAAGCGCAUCGCCAAGAAGAAAACGCAUGUGAAAAAGUGCACACUUAACCCUGUCUUCAACGAAUCCUUCAUCUACGAUGUACCGGCCGAUUUACUGCCAGACAUCUCCAUUGAGUUCCUGGUCAUGGACUUUGACCGCACCACUAAAAACCAGGCUCUGGGACGCCUGGUGCUCGGCACAAACAGCCCCUGUCCCUCUGGCGCCGCCCACUGGCAGGAGGUCUGCCAGAAUCCACGACGCCAAAUCUCAAAGUGGCACACCCUCAUCGAAUAUUAGAGCUUCAGUGCACUCUCUCUCUCUCUAUACACGCUCAGACACAGGCACACAGAAAACAUGAUUUAAUAACAGGAUGCCUUUGUUGCCAACUUUAAGGAGAAGGUAACUGAUCUUCAAGAGGACUUGUGCGACAAAAAAGGACUUAAGCCAACUUGUGCAUCAUUCCUGUUGUGAUGAUGGGCCUCGGAAAUAAUCUUUUUAAAAGAAAUAUGACACUAAUUCUGUACAAGUACAGACAGUUUCUCAAUCGUAUACAUGUAUGCACACCAGAAGUAUAAAUCAGAACACAAACAUGCAUCAUAAAUGCUAAUAACCGAGACCAAAAUAUAAUAUUAUUACAUGACGUGUUGACAGACUGUUACAAGUUUAUUCUGAGGUUUCUGUAAUUGUCAUUGUCUACAGACCUGCCCAUGCACUGGCUUUCUCUGCACUUAUCGCAUGUAUUAAUGCUUCAUGUUUCACCCUGAGAACACGACAAAACAGGGCAUUGUGUGAACUGUGGCUCUGUGAUGCUGUCACACAUUAAAUAAGCAUCAUCUCUAUGUGUGCUGAGCCUGUGAGCUCUUUUUUUUGGUGUAGGGAAUUUAAUUUCUCUGCCUAUCCUGUUACUCGCAUUCAGAUGACCUUGUGAUGAUCAGUUCAUGAUUCAUACUGAUUCUCCAUUGAAUCAGCAUAGCACUGAUAUGACGCAAAGGUUGUAUGAUCUACACUAAAGGAUGAUUGUUCUGUUCUACUCUGACCGUAAUGGUAAAAACAGACAUUUUAGAGAUUCUUGCCGUGUCACAUUCUCCACAGCUAUAAUAACCCUUUAGGACCAGACUUAUUGCUUGUGCACAGAUUUCAGCAUUCACCUUUGAUAAAUCUGGCCCUGAAAAUGAUUAUUCUGCACUGCUAUGCACUCUGAAUGUCAAUCUUUUUAAAUUUCAUACACCAGAGCUUCAUCUUACUAUUUGACAGAGCUCUACUGUUUUAUAGAUUUCUUUAUGCCAUUACAUUAGAUUCUCUUUUAUCUGUGGUUUUAAAUGUGGAUUAUGUAGAGAUAGACACAGAGGUGUAAAGUAUUCAAGUAUCUUUUACUUUACUCAAGUAUAUUUUUUCAAGUAUCUGUACUUUAUCAGUUUGUUUUUCUUUGGCAAACUCUAUUCCGAUGCGUAAUACUGCAAAUUUUCCAUAAAAACAAGUAUUUUUUACCUGCACUGAAAAAAAAUACUCAAUAAUUUUUUUAAGGUAAGUGGUCGCAAUCAAUUUAUUUAAGCUAUAUUUAAAUAAAUUUAUUGCAACCACUUACCUUAAAAAAAUUAACUAAAUUGAAUGAAUCAUUUUUUUCAGUGAAUACUUCACUUUUAUAUAAACUUUUACUUGAGAUAAAGUAAUUAAAGGCAUAGUUCACUCUCAUUUUUUGUAUACGUUUUUUUGUUCUGAUAAACACCAAGGAAGGUAUUUUGAGGAAUAUUUGUAACCAAACCAUUCAUGAGCCCCCUUCACUUCCAUAAUAUUAUUUUUUCUAUGGAAGUAAAUGGGGUUCAUGAUCGUUUUGGCUACAAACAUUUUUUAAAAUAUCUUCCUUCGUGUUCAUCAGAACGUAGACAUUUAUACAGGUUUGUAACAACAUGAGAGUGAGUAAAUGAUGACAGAAUUUUUAUUUAUGUAAGUACUAGAUUUUUGUGUAACUAGUAAAUUAAAAAUACACUGUAAAAAAUUAUUUCUUGCCUUAAUUUUUUUUGUUGAAUCAGCUCAGAUUUAUACAGAGACCCUAAGGGGACAUGGAGCAAAAAUUAAAUAAAGUUUAGUUUUGGGUGCGCACUAUUGCGUGCGCACGUGAAACUAUCGCAUGCGCACGUGAAACUAUCGAGUUUAGUUUUGUGUGUGCAUGCAAAACUAUCGCAUGCUCACGUGAAACUUUCCUGUGCGCAAGUGAAACUUUCGUUUUCACGUGCAUGCGAUAGUUUCACGUGCACGCGAUAGUUUCACGUGCAUGCGCGUGCACUCGCGAUAGUUUCACGUGAUUUUUUUAAAAGAUUUUUUUUACUUCAAUGUCACCUUAGGGGCUCGGUAGAUUUACAAGUCAUUUCAACUUACUAUUAUUUAUCUUGACUAGAGAUGAGUUGUUAUAACUACAAAUUAGUUCGUUGUUAUAACUUAUAAAAUAUAGUUGAAAAAAGCCAUCUUCAUUUUUUAAGUUGUAGCAACUCAUCUCUUGUCAUGAUAAUAAUAAUACGUUGAAAUGACUUGUAAAUCUGACUUGAUUCAACAAAAAAAUUAAGGCAGCAAUGAUUUUUUACAGUGUAAAAAUAUUUAAUGUGAAAUGUAGUGGAUAUUAUGCUUCAAAAUGUAUUGAAGUAACAGAAAAACUGAUAAAUGUACGUUAUAAUAAAGUAAAAAUACUCGAGUACUUUACACAUAAAAGUUGGAAAUCUCUGCCAGUUUGUUCUUUGGUAUGAUAUAUUUGGGAGAAGGAAGGGAAUGUAGCAUUUUUAUUAUUCAUAGUUCAUAAAGUCUAGGGGAAAUUGUAGCCAUAACACAAGUUUAUAUAAACAGACAUCUAGCUUCCUUAAUCUAUUUACCUUCACUCCAGAACCUCUACUUUCUUACAAAGUUAAUGUCUAGGGUUUUCAACCUUUUUUUACAUUUCACUUUUAUGUAUUUGAGACUUGUACCAUGUUGUUAGCUGUUUUUUUGACUGCUUUUCUCAACAACCAGAUGGUUUGCCAGUGUGCCUGUAGACUCCGGAGCUUAUCCUCACUAGAUCCGCCCCAGAGUCUACUGCUGUCUGUGGUGCUCUGCACUGUUACAUUCAUAAGCCUGGAGUCUCAGUCUGGCACAGAGCAUACUGUUCUCCAUAUGGAGUCAUAAUACGCCAAGAAGAUCAAGCAUGUGACACGAAAAAUGCAAAACACCCACAGUUUUCUUGAUACAAUGCUUUGCAUGCAUUUGACAUGAAUGCAUCUCUGGUUUUCAAACAUCACACACCUUUAGAUCUUCUAUGAAUGUCCUACAGAUGAGCCACUGGCCAUCAACUGGUUGAAUGGCACAUGGUUUCUCCGUCAUAAAAGUAUUGGAUAGAUGUGGUGUACACUAUAAUUCUGAAUGGAUAAAAGCUUUGAAGUUACAUUUCCUGUAUCACAUUUACAUUCACUCAGUAAUGUUUCAUGUACAAAAUCCCUUUAUGAGAUCAUGGAAAGAUGUCCAAAAAGCCAUGUGAGAAACACAGGAAAAAACAACGAAAUCAUUUGUGGUCUCCACACAACUGCUUUGGUGUCAAAACAUAAAUUGGCAGGAAACUCUCUGUGCAAAAUGUUGUAUUAGUGUUAACUAAAAAACAAAUGAAAAUCUUGUGAUUAUUUCACAUAUACUGCGAACGCUGUGAGAUCUCUGCUAAUGUUACACGUCCACCUGUAUGUUCUUAACACACACUGAAUGUGCAAAAUAAACGUGAUAGACAAGUGAA